GUCCCUGGGUGAGGUAAACACUGCCGGGGAGGAAGAAGAAGAGGAGGAGGUGCACGCGCCGCCUCCCGCCGCCCCGCACUCACAUUCAGUCACACACACCUUCCCCUCGCCUCCCUCGGGCCAGCCACACACCAGUACUCUCUUCCCCGCGAGCAACGCCACCAGGACAUAUUUUCACCGGCAGCGGCGUCUUUACACGCACAGUUUCUUUGACCUCAUUACGCACAGCAGCAGUCCCCGCGUGUUGUCCUGCUGACCUCCGCUGACCCCUGCUGACCUCCACCAUGGCCAAGUGGGGCGAGGGUGACCCGAGGUGGAUCGUGGAGGAGCGGCCUGAUGCCACGAACGUCAACAAUUGGCACUGGUCUGAGAAGAAUGCCAGCGGAUGGAGCAAAGCCAAGCUUAAGUCACUCUUUGAGGGACUUCAGUUAGAGGAUCCUAACCUCUGCACAGUUACCAUCAAGGAGAUGACUAAGUGUGAGGGAGAAGCCACAGCCAGUAAUCGUAAAGGGAAACUCAUCUUCUUCUACGAGUGGGUGCUUACCAUGGACUGGAGCGCCUGUCUCCUGGCUGACCCCAAGCGUGAUGUCAAGGGCACCCUAGAGAUCCCCAACCUGUCCGAGGAGAAUGAUCCGCAUGAGAUAGAUGUGACGGUUGUGGUGACGGCCGGCGGGUCGGGUGGUGAUGCAGCAAAGGAGUUCAUCCGAAAGAAGGGAAUUGUUACCAUCCAGUCCAAGAUCAAGGAGUACAUCGACACCCUCAAGCAAGAGUAUGCCACAGACCUGAUCAAGCCCACUAAAGGUCAGGCGGUGACCAAACAGACGAAGACCAUCGUCACCUCCACCACGCCGACCUCCAACACACCGCCCACUGUCAACUCGACAGCCAAUGAAGUUGAGAAGAUGGAUCUGGGAGUCAAGAUCAGAACCUCUCAGCUCACCCUCAACCAAACCUUCAAGUGCACUGCUGAUGAACUUUACCGUGCACUCACCCAGCGGGAGAUGGUAGCUGCCUUCACUCGGGGAGAUGUCAAGCUGGAGGUGGAGAAGGGGGGGAAGUUUGAAUUCUUCGGAGGAAACAUCUCCGGGGAAUUUGAGGAGCUAGUGCCCAACAAGAGAAUAGUGCAGAAGUGGAGGUUUAAGUCCUGGCCCAGCGGUCAUUACUCCAAGGUAACCCUCGAGAUAGACCAAAAGGAUGACUGCACCGAGAUACAACUCACCCAGACUUCUGUGCCUGCUAGUGAGUUGGAGAAGACGAGGGAAGGGUGGAGGAACUACUACUGGGAGAGUAUUAAGAGAACUUUUGGCUUUGGUGCCAUUCUCCUCUGAACUUAGAGAAAAGGAUGUUACUAUUUCUACCACCACCGCCACUAACGAUGCUUCCGCCAUCACCACCACCACCACUACCAGUCAUUGCAACCACAACGGCAACGACUUGGUUUCUUUCUUAUUUAAAUGUGUGUAAUUACUGCCACUGCCACUACUUUUAAUGUCUUGGUUUCUGUAGAUAAAAGGUUCCUCAGAACUAUGAUACACAUACUUUUGUUUCACUGUGUAGAUAUCCAGAAUUGUAAGUUCAGUAUUUCAGUUUCAUCUUGGCUGUUGUGCACAUAAGCACACACAACGCAGACAAUCUUUCUUGCUAUAUAAGGUACACUUUUUCCUCCAGUAUAUUAACUUUUUGAUCUUCCUGUGCAAUUUCUUGUUUAUUUAAUAGUUUGAGGUAGAGCUACACACUUGAAGUGACUGGCCCAUACACAACUUUCUUUAGAAUGGUCCUAAAAUGGAGUAUACAUUUCUAUGAAGGAUGCAUGUUGAUGCUUAAUGAAAAUAACAAAUUUGUAUGAGCUAAUGCGGAUGUGUUGUUGGAUGUGUUGGCAGGUGGUGACGUGGAGCGAGCCGUGCUUAAUCCUGCAGAAUGAUAAUUUUUUGGUGUGCACACAUAAAAAUGAGGGAACUGACUUCUAAGUAGGGCUCACACGACUCUGCAGAGCAUAUCAAUUGACAGUUCUUAAGCCAAGGACCUUGAAAAAAAAGAAGUAAUAUUGACCCUUUCUUCAUUUGACCCUUGCUACUUGCAAGGGCUUUGUACCCCACAAGCCUAUCGUACUAUGCUUUGUAAUUAUUAUUAAACAUAGUGCAAUAUGUAGAUCUGAAAGAGUGUAAGACUAAAAGUUCAAAAGUCCUUAACCCUGACACACUGGUUAUUGCAGAGUGUACUCCUGCAGUUCCAUAAUUUUUUGUGUGUUUACACAUGUGACUCUGCAAAGCAGUGGGUCUCAAUGUCCUUGCACUCGCCACCCAUUUCUAAAAAUCUUGAAACCCAUGCAACCCCCUGAUAUCAGCAGUUUUACACAUUUUUAUAUUUAUUUUCUCCCACACCUAGCCCUGACAUGCCCCAAGAGACACACUGAUGUUCCCUCUCAACACUUACCAGCAGGAGCACACACCACCAGCAGAAUAAAAGCAUAAACAACAAUGCCAAAAGAGCCUAUAAACACUUCACCUGGCUAUUUCUAGCAAGGCUUUGCAAGGCCCUCCCCACCCACCCCCCAGGCAAUCCUCCACAACCACCUGGUUGGGAACCCCUGCUGUAAAGCAUAUCAUUUGAAAGUUCUUUGAGCUGAUGCAAGCUCUGCUUCUUUGUCAUGAAGACCUAGUAUGCUAAUUAAGUUUGGUAAUCAAAUUAAGCCCACUGCUGAGUCUAUUACCCCUACAGUAAACAGAGGAAUAAGAGCAAAGUGCAAACUAAACUUCACUCAAACCUUCCUGAAAAACUGUCGGAUGAAAGUUAUUGUCAGUCCAUGAAUCAAAUAAUUUUGGAACAAUGGUUGCAAAGCUUUUUUUCUUUCAACCCAAUUUGGGCCUUGCAGUAUCUUCAUAAUCCCGGUGCAAGACAAUUGAUAGCAGUUAAAGGCUCUUGGUAGCACUACAUGUAAUGUGGCACAGUACUUAUCUAUCUGCCUGUUCAGUGGUGGUGACCCUACACUGUCAUAACUUGUACAUUGAUGAACUUGGCAUUAGAGAACACAACAGCAUGGCUGUGCUUGGUCACAGCCGUUCAUCAUAUCCAAGAAGCGUUACCGACCAAUAUUUUAAGAAAUUAAAAUGCUUGUCCAGCUUCACCCCACGAAGGUACUCAGCAGUUCAGUCAUACUAAGGCAGGCAAGGCUUUGACAUUAUUAAUACAUUGAUGUGUGCCAUUUGCUAAUACAAAAAAUUGCUAGCCUGAAUUUGACAGUGAUGAAUAGAUGUGCAACACUGACCAUAAAUCAUAAUACAGUUUCCUCCUUCUGUGGCAGAUUGCUCAAAUCAUGGAAAGCUUAACCUGCAUGACUGUGUGCUUUGUAUGCCCAUUAGAGGAGAACUUCUGGUCAGCAAGUUACUUUAAACAUCAAAAAUUAUUUGGGGAUGUUUCUUGCAUGAAUAAUUAAUUAUUUUAUUUUUAAACUCGAUUCAGCUUAGGCUGCCUGUACCUCAAGUGCUGUGAACAAAACCUUAUAUUUUGAAAAGUGUCUUGAAUUAUAGAUAUCUCAUACCAAAUCAUUUUAUGUCAGGGAAUGACUAAACCAUUUAGUGUUCCAAAAUUUAGAUUUCAUUAACCCGUGGUUUUCGGCUAUGGGGAAGCCGAGAAGUGGCCCAGAAACGACAAAAUUACACUGCAUUUUGAAACUAAGAAAAGAGCAUGGAACGUACAUCAGAGUACUCCUCUCAUAACCAUAAAGCCGUUAGAAAUAUUUACUUUUACUCAAGCUCCAUUCUUUUUGGGUGGUGUUUGUUUCAAAAUAAACAGUCUUGUGAUGCUUGGCAUGUAGCUGAGAGUUGCUUGUUGUCUACUAUAGAGAAUUUGACAAGUGAUUACUGUAUGGAUAGCUAAUUCAGUCUGCCAUGACCUUACACCACCACCUAUGACAAAAAAGCCCACCGCAAGAUCACUCACCCACCACAAUGACCUAGGGCAUCAUGGUGAGUUGCGGUAUGUCACCACUGCCUACAAUUAGCUCGAAUUAGGUGUUUUAUGGUGAGCCAUUUUUAGGGUCCACCGUACCACAGCCACGACUCGCGAAAGCCCUGAAAAAGGUCUGCCGACGUUCUCGGGUUAAAUGUAUAGUUGUCACGACAUAGAAAAAGAAACUUGAGAUUUCAAUCACUACCCCUGUUUGAGACAGUGAUCAAAAGGGUUGGAGAAACAGGCAUUUAACUUGACUGAGGGAACCCAGAAGUGACAAAAAAAUGGGUUUAUGGUGUGUGACAGUUAAAAAUUUGUUCAAUGUGCCAUCCAUUAUAAUGUUUUGAAUUAAUGUUUUUAUUGAUCGUAAAAAUCUCGGUUGUCUUUUUGUCAGCGUUCAGAUUUGUCUUAACUUUUUUGGGGUAAUAUUGUCAAUAAUUUGUAGAAUAAAAAAGAAAUAAUUGAUUAUUGUGUGUAUGCUAUUUUUCAUGCACUCUGUAUUGUUAAGUUUUGUGAAAAUUUAUAUGGCCAGGCUUCCUUCUUUAGUGACUCAUUCAUACCCAUAAUUUUAUUUUCUAGACUCCAAGUUGUUUAUGUAUUUCCAUCAUGUAUAUCCACUGUAAACUAACUGAUUUUCUAAGAAUCAAGCCAGUAUCACAGAGUUCAUCACACCUUUAUAUUUUUAUAUAUUUCAACUUAUUUAUUAUCUGUGAUUUUCCUCUGGGAAGUUCAGUACCUCGUGCUGGGCUUGCCCCUUCCUGGUGUACGCACUUUGUGGUGGCGUGCACUGUGGUGGCCCAAAACUAUUACAUCGCUGGGUUAAGUCUCCCCUGAUGCUUGUGUGCUUGCUUCCUGUGGCUCUGCCUUCCACUCGUCUGUACUACACUAUUGGGGAAGUUAUUUUUUCAUUAUUCGUACUGACUUGUAGGAUGUUUUAAACUCAAUAUUAAUUGAGCCAUUUUGACUAUCCACCAUUGCUACAGGAAGUGGUGUAACAAUGACAUUUUCAUGCGAUGAUUUACUAUUAUGUGGUAGGCUGGGAGUGGUGGUCUUACAUGCAACUUGCCUUCCCCUUCCCAGCACAGCCCAGUGACCUCUGAAGAAAGGAUGUGAUAGGGAGGGGGUCAGCAGAGCAUGAUGGGUAGUGAGUGGCUGAGCCGUGAUGCCAUUGGUCAACAAGACUUAGAAUAUUUAUUGCAUUUUCAUUCAAACAUAUACACUACAUACACACACAAUAAAAUAUACAGAAAUGA
Messenger RNA from Eriocheir sinensis (Chinese mitten crab), 5201 nucleotides. Its product is annotated as activator of 90 kDa heat shock protein ATPase homolog 1-like. Gene Ontology annotation, cellular component: cytosol. Gene Ontology annotation, biological process: positive regulation of ATP-dependent activity; protein folding. Bases 285 to 1328 code for a protein of 347 amino acids. The record is from RefSeq and is a predicted model, not a curated record. The transcript has 9 exons. Lineage: Eukaryota; Metazoa; Arthropoda; Malacostraca; Decapoda; Varunidae. Gene Ontology annotation, molecular function: protein-folding chaperone binding; ATPase activator activity.